AUGCUAUGCGACUUACCAGACUCCACGUCCGUAGCUCUCAGUACAGGAAGGGAUAAAUGGUUAUAUGAAAAAGAGAAAUACAAUAGUGAUGUAAAACUUUUGAAAGAAUUACGCAUUAAUGGAUAUGAUGAUUAUAAAAAUUAUCUACGGAUGGACGCUAAUACUUUUGAUGAUCCUUUACACCGCCUGGAACCUUAUCUCAAGAGAAAAAAUGCAGUAAUGCGUGACAGUAUCCCUCUACGGUUUUUGGCGACAGGUCGCAAUUAUGAAGAUUUAAAAUUUAACACAGGCAUAUCUCCUCAAGCUUUGGGGUAUAUCAUUCCAGAAACCUGCAGGGUGAUAUAUGAGGUUUUGAAAGGAGAGUUCUUAAAGUUUCCAUCUACAACAGAAGAAUGGAAACAAAUAGCCAACGGAUUUGAACAAAAAUGGCAAAUAUCUAACUGUGUCGGAGCAAUGGAUGGGAAACAUAUCCGCAUUUGGGCGCCACCAAGAACUGGGGCCCAAUACUACAACUACAAGCAUUCCUACAGCAUCGUAUUAAUGGCUGUUGUUAAUUCCAAUUAUGAAUUUAUAUUUGUAGAUGCAGGCAAAAAUGGAAGAAUUUCCGAUGGGGGAGUUUUGCAGUAUACAACCUUUUAUCAAUAUCUGGUAGAAGAAAAAUUGCAUUUGCCUGACAGAUAUGACUGUAGAGAAAAUAUGAAUUUCGUAUUUAUUAGCGACGAAGCGUUUGCCCUCCACAAACAUAUUUUGAAACCUUUUCCUCAAAGGAAUCUUAACUAUGAAAAGCGCAUCUACAACUAUCGACUAUCAAAAGGCCGUAACGUCGUUGAAAAUGUUUUUGGUUUGAUAACGGCGCGAUUUCGUGUGCUUCAUACUACUAUAAAUAUGAAGCCAUUGCAUAUACAAUAUGUAGUAUUAGCGAUUUGCACAUUACACAACUAUUUAAUACAGCGAAAAAACCAAUACAUAGGACCUAUCACAUUUGAUUCGGAAAACAAACAAACACACCAAUGCAUGAAAAAUGCAGAAUGGAGGCAAAAUGAUGUUCAGUUAUGUCCUUUGCAGAUUUCGAAUAGAAAUGGUCAGGUACUUGAUGCAAAAGAAAAUAGACUAGAGUAUAUGAAAUAUUUCACUGGAAAUGGAAAAGUGACUUGGCAAGAUGAAAUGUUAAAUGCGGGAAAGUCCUAA
Messenger RNA from Anoplophora glabripennis (Asian longhorned beetle), 1188 nucleotides. RefSeq lists its product as uncharacterized. The record is from RefSeq and is a predicted model, not a curated record. The transcript has 3 exons. The coding region runs from base 1 to 1188 and encodes 395 amino acids. NCBI's taxonomy places the organism in Eukaryota, Metazoa, Arthropoda, Insecta, Coleoptera, Cerambycidae.